Messenger RNA from Lodderomyces theae, 1494 nucleotides. RefSeq lists its product as uncharacterized. Bases 1 to 1494 code for a protein of 497 amino acids. Gene Ontology annotation, biological process: transmembrane transport. Gene Ontology annotation, cellular component: membrane. The transcript is spliced from 2 exons. Gene Ontology annotation, molecular function: transmembrane transporter activity. The record is from RefSeq and is a predicted model, not a curated record. NCBI's taxonomy places the organism in Eukaryota, Fungi, Ascomycota, Pichiomycetes, Serinales, Debaryomycetaceae.
AUGUCAGUUGAAAAAUCAGGUGCUGCACACAUCGAAGACUUGGAAGAUCCAAAAGCCAACACUUCCCACAUCGAGGUAGGAAGUUACUUGAAAAAGUCCGAUACCGAGUUGGGCUCAGCUGAAAUUGAAGAAGAGCCCUAUUAUGUUGACUUGCCAGAAUCAUUGCAAGACUUGACCCAAGAGGAGUUGAAACAGUUGGACAAAAAGACAACCAAGAAAAUUGACAUGAGAUUGAUGCCAAUGUUGAUCUUCAUUUAUAUCUUGAACUAUAUCGAUCGUAAUAAUAUCGCUAGUGCGAGAUUGGGUGUGCCGUCCAAUAUGUUGUUGAAUAGAUUGGGCCGUCCUUCCGCUUAUUUGGCAGUCGUCAUGACCAUUUGGGGUGCCAUCUCGACGUGUACUGCUGCUGUUCAAAGCUUUGGCGGAUUGGUCGCCAUUCGUGUUUUGCUUGGAGUGGUGGAAUCUGCAUUCUUUUGCAGUGCAUUGAUGAUCUUGUCUUCGUGGUACGACAAAAAAACCUUGGCAUCGAGGAACUCAAUCUUAUAUGCUGGUUCAUUGAUUAGUUCCGCUUUCAGUGGUUUAUUGGCUGCUGGUAUUUUGAAUAUGGAUGGGUUAGGAGGAGUUGAAGGAUGGAGGUAUUUGUUCAUAAUUGAAGGUGGUAUCACUGUUUUGACUGUUCCAUUUGCAUACUUUGUUUUACCUGAUACUCCACACAACACAAAGUUUUUAAGUCAACAAGAGAAGGACAUCAUUCAGUGGAAAUUGAAGAGAGAUUUGGGAAAUGUUGAUGAUACUGACGUGGAAGCCAAAGUUAGUGAUUGGGAAGGUCUCAAAUUGGCAGUUAUGGAUAUCAAGAUGUGGAUGCUUUGUGGUAUGCACAGUUUCUUGGUGGCUGCUUGUGGUGUGACCAAUUUCUUCCCCACCAUUGUUGGUACUUUGAACUUCAACCAUACUAUUACCUUGUGUUUGACUGCUCCACCUUAUAUUGUUGCUGUUGUCGUCACCUAUUUUUGGGCAAGACAUGCUGACAAGACUGGAGAAAGAACCUUCCACAUCAUUAUCCCAAUGGUGUUUGCCUUAGUGGCGUUUAUCAUUGCGGUUGCUACUUUAAAUACAGGUGCAAGAUAUUUCUCCAUGAUUUUGAUGAUUCCAAGUCUAUACUCCGCAUUCGUUGUCAUAUUGACCUGGAUUUCCAACUCAUGUCCUCGACCACCAGCCAAGAGAGCGGUUGCUAUUGCUUUGGUCAACUGUUUGAGUAAUUCCACCUCCAUUUGGAAUUCUUAUCUUUAUCCUUCAAGUGAUGGACCUCGUUACGUCAAGGCCAUGAGUUGCAACAUUGCCUUUAUUGUGUUGGCUAUUCUCUUUGUGAUUAUGUUGAGAAUCAGGUUGAUGGUGUUGAACAAAAAGAUUGAGAGAGGAACUAUGGACUGGCAAAAGGAGUUGGGUAAAGGUAAUGAUGGGUCAAAGAUCUCACCCGAUUUUAGAUACUUGUAUUAG